This is a messenger RNA of Paramecium octaurelia, 586 nucleotides long. Lineage: Eukaryota; Ciliophora; Oligohymenophorea; Peniculida; Parameciidae. The record is from the annotation of a GenBank genome assembly.
AUGGUAGAAGUCUGUUUACCAAUUCAAACUCGAUAUUUGAUAUAUGCAUUGGAAAAGAACAAAGAUUUUUUUGCUUAACAACCAAAGUAUUUUUUUACAAUUCAAUAUCAGUGACUAUUCUGAUUGGAUGGUUGAUUCUUUCUAAAAGACUGAUAUAAAGCCAGAACAAAUUGUAAAGGUUAAAAAGAUGAAAACGAAACUACAAAGUGUAAGGAACAAUAUAUCUGAGUAUCUAAAUUCAUUUAAAUAAGUUCAAUUCACAAAAUCAAAGAAUAAUUGAAGUUAAUUUAGAGUGAAGCUUUGAAAGUUGAUUAAAUGUGGGAACAAUUGAAGGAAUGCUUAACACCUAUUUAAUUAGGUUCUUGUAUCUUGGCAAUGAGAUAAGUACUGUUAAUAUAUUAUUAAAAAAGAACCAAUACAGACAAGAAUUGUAAACAUCUUCUUUGUUUCUGCAACUCAAAAACUCUUAAAUGGUAUUAAAACUUAAUUUUAAUCUAAAUAGUCAGAGGAAGAGGAAGUUCAAGGUAGCUAAGAACAAUUUACUGCCCCGAAAAACAGAAAACUAAUAAAAAAGUCACAGAAUUGA